This is a messenger RNA of Lycium ferocissimum, 2786 nucleotides long. RefSeq names its product katanin p80 WD40 repeat-containing subunit B1 homolog KTN80.4-like. NCBI's taxonomy places the organism in Eukaryota, Viridiplantae, Streptophyta, Magnoliopsida, Solanales, Solanaceae. Gene Ontology annotation, molecular function: microtubule binding. Gene Ontology annotation, biological process: microtubule depolymerization; microtubule severing. Gene Ontology annotation, cellular component: katanin complex. Bases 382 to 2766 code for a protein of 794 amino acids. The record is from RefSeq and is a predicted model, not a curated record. The transcript has 17 exons.
UAGUAUUAUUGUUGUGUGCCUAGGCUGGUGAAAGGGGAUCUUGAAAACACCAUUAUUUCUGUUUUCCCUCUUUCCUUGCGUAUUUCGCCAUCAGAAGCUGCUGAAGGAAGAGCCUUUAUUGCUAAACCAAUUCGUCCCUCAACUCUCUCGAUGUUAAAACAAAAGGAGUAAACAUUUUGAGUGUGGAGGAAUGUGAUUGAGUAGUAGUAGUAGUAGUUGGUGAAGUGGAAGAGAGCGAAAAUGUGGAUCUUGAGCGUGUAUCGCUCUCAGAUUCAGUAGAAGUAUGACGAGAGUCGAGUCUGUAUUUCUCUCAUUUGCUAGGGUUUUCUUCUGCCGUCGCCAUUUCCAUUGUGGAGCCGGAUUUUGACUUUACUCUCUCCCAUGACAACUACUAAGCGUGCUUAUAAGCUACAGGAAUUCGUAGCUCAUUCUUUAAGCGUGAACUGCUUGAAGAUUGGAAGGAAGUCAUCCAGGGUUCUUCUAACCGGGGGAGAAGAUCACAAGGUUAACCUUUGGGCCAUUGGAAAGCCCAAUGCCAUCUUGAGUUUAUCAGGCCAUUCAAGCGGAAUUGAUUCAGUUAGUUUUGAUUCUUCAGAGGUGUUGGUAGCUGCAGGAGCAGCAAGUGGUACUAUCAAGCUUUGGGAUUUAGAGGAGGCCAAGAUUGUUCGCACACUCACCGGGCACCGAUCCAACUGUAUAUCAUUGGACUUUCAUCCCUUUGGUGAGUUCUUUGCAUCUGGGUCUCUAGAUACAAACCUAAAGAUUUGGGAUAUCAGACGCAAAGGGUGUAUCCACACAUACAAAGGUCACAGCAGAGGUGUCAAUGCCAUCAGGUUCACUCCAGAUGGCCGAUGGGUUGUAUCUGGUGGGGAAGACAAUACUGUCAAGCUUUGGGAUUUAACCGCAGGAAAGCUUUUACACGAUUUCAAAUCUCAUGAAGGGCAGAUUCAGUCCAUAGACUUUCACCCCCAUGAGUUUCUACUUGCAACAGGUUCUGCUGACAGAACUGUAAAAUUCUGGGACCUUGAAACUUUUGAGCUCAUAGGUUCUUCUGGACCCGAGACAUCAGGGGUGCGCUGUAUGACCUUCAAUCCCGAUGGAAGAACCCUUCUCUGCGGUUUGCAUGAGAGUUUGAAGGUUUGCUCGUGGGAACCAAUUAGAUGUCAUGAUACAGUAGAUGUUGGAUGGUCUCGAUUGUCGGAUCUUAAUAUUCAUGAAGGGAAACUCCUUGGAUGCUCUUACAAUCAAAGUUGUGUUGGAGUGUGGGUUGUAGAUAUUUCGCGUCUUGAACCUUAUGCAAUGGGUAAUACAACCAGAUUAAAUGGUCAUUCUGAUGUAAAAUCAAAUUCGAGUGGGACUUUAUCCAAUCUGGCUGAGGAUGCUAGCAAAGCCAAUUUGGGUAGACUCUCAAUUUCUCAAAAUUCUGAUCCUGUUAAAGAGACCAAAUCUUUUGGAAGACUUUCAGUAUCACAAAACUUGGAUCUUCAAAGGGAUUCUAGGACUCUUACUACUACUGCAAAUGCACCUGGCACUCCUCAAAGAAUAAAUCUGAGUGUUAGCGUGAAAGCACCUCCAGUUAACACAACAGCAAUUCCUCAUACAACUGGUCUAAAGAGGAAUUCAGCUAAAGCCCAAUCAGCAGCUAAUUCUUCCAUGGUCAAUAGGUCAGAGGUCAUACCUGUUAUUGUUCCCAGAAAUAAUGACAGAAUGGAGCAAGCAUCUGAACCCAGGAAAGAAGGAAUCGCAACAAGGGCAAUGCAGCAGUCAUUGCAGACAAAAGUCUCUGAUAUACGGAAGUUUCCAACUCUCAAGGAAGACCUUGGGAGGCCAAAUGCUGUGUCACAGUCUGACAUUGAAGUCCCUAAGGCUAUUGAAUUCAGCAGUAUAGCAGAGAAGAACAACUUCCCUUCAGUUAAAUGCUCAAUCCUUGGAGCUGCAGCAACUGAGAGGAAUGUGAAGGAUGACAAUAGUCUGGUCUCAACAAAACCUGAAGCGCAAGCAGCACCCGAGUUACUUUCCAGAAACCAAAACGAAAAUUAUGAAGCACGUGGAAAUGUUGUUAGGAGUGUUAAUCCUAUGGAAGGUCAAAGAAGAGCAAGGACACGGUCUAUUGUUGCAAAUUGGGAGAAGCGAGAGAGGAUUCAAUAUCAGGAGUGUCUUGCUCCCAGCAAUGUUGUCGGGACAGUACCUGCUAUGAAUAUGCUUCCUCCAAAUUUGAGAGGGCGUCCUUCAUCAGCUGAAAGUGUAACAGUUUCUGCUACAGAUGAGGAUGCCAUUGCUGACUUGAUGGAACAGCAUGACCAAUUUGUUGGCUCAAUGCAAUCUCGUUUGGCCAAAUUACAGGUUGUCUAUCAAUACUGGCAAAGACACGACAUUAAAGGGGCACUUAGUGCAAUGGAGAAGAUGGCAGAUCCUUCUGUGCUUGCUGAUGUAAUUAGCUUUUUAACAGAGAAAAAUGACAUUAUUACAUUAGAGAUUUGCACAUGCCUUCUACCACUUCUUGGGGGGUUGCUUGAGAGCAACUUGGAUAGGCAUCAAGAUAUUUCAUUGAAUAUGCUGCUCAAACUUGUUAGAGUAUUUGGUUCAGUGAUUUAUUCUUCAAUGUCUGCGCCAGCAUCAGUUGGUGUUGAUAUUGAGGCAGAGCUAAGGAUGGAACGCUACAAGCUUUGCUUUGUUGAGCUUGAAAAAGUAAAAAAUUGGCUGCCCGCUCUUACCAGGUGCGUCUGUGCAUCUUCAUCCACUCUUGGACCAAUGUUACACAACUAAUUUUUUUUUUUUUUUUUUUU